AAAAAAUUUAAUUGAUUCUAUGCAUGUAAAUGCGUAAACUUGAGUUAUGAACAGCUAUUUCAAACUGUUUACAUGAAUGAUGCAAGGAAUCCAGAUCUUUGACAACAAUUUCCACAUUGUUUGUUUUCUCAAACCUCAUUUGGCUUAUUAUUGCUUCGAUUAAAAAUCCCCAGUAGAUCUGGUCAAAAUAAACAAUUUGAAACAAAUAGCCGAAGAAUGUUUUUCUCAAUGAACACAUUUUUUGCCUCGUUUCACAUUCUUGCUUCAUAUGCAACCUCAAAGCAUUGGAUUAUUAUUCAUGUGAACAAUCGUAGUAUGUCAUCUGAAAGUCUAUUACCGAUUCCGUUAUUCAAUAAUUCAGGAACUUAUACAGCAUCACAAGUCAUUCAG
This is a messenger RNA of Schistosoma turkestanicum, 390 nucleotides long. NCBI's taxonomy places the organism in Eukaryota, Metazoa, Platyhelminthes, Trematoda, Strigeidida, Schistosomatidae. The record is from the annotation of a GenBank genome assembly.